Messenger RNA from Oenanthe melanoleuca, 1546 nucleotides. RefSeq lists its product as uncharacterized. The record is from RefSeq and is a predicted model, not a curated record. NCBI's taxonomy places the organism in Eukaryota, Metazoa, Chordata, Aves, Passeriformes, Muscicapidae. Bases 49 to 1362 code for a protein of 437 amino acids. The transcript has 2 exons.
ACCCCAUCACCGAUCACUUCCAGGGCGGCCCCGGCUCCCGAUUUGAAAAUGCGGGAGCGGCUGCUGGUGCUGCUGUGCGCGCUGGCGCGGCGGCGGCGGCGGCGCGGCGGGGCCAUGGCCGGGAACGGCACCGGGAACGGCAGCGGGAACGGCAGCGGCAGCGGCGCCGGGGGCUGGGACGGGCCGCAGCGGCGCGCCUGGCUCCGGCACUACUACAGCCAGCGGCAGAAGCGGCUCAUGACGCUCCUCAUCGCUCACCGGAGGAGAACCAGCUGCUGCUUCUACCCCCGCGCCUGGCCCAGCCUCAGGGGCACGGACUGGUGGGAGCGGGUGGUCCUGAAAGAGUUUGGGCCCCAGGACUGGCUGGAGAAGUUUCGGAUGUCCAAGGAGACUUUCUUCUACAUCUGCAACCAGCUGCGGCCUGGGCUGGCUCCCCACAGCGCCCACUUCCACCCCACCCUGCCCCUGGAGAAGAGGGUGGCUGUGGCCCUGUGGCACUUGGCCACCAACGUGGAGUACCAGACUCUGAGCCCGCUCUUCGGCGUGGGGCCCUCCACAGUGCAGAGCUGUGUCCGGGAGGUGAGCUACGCUGUCGUCUUGCUGCUGAAGCCGCUUUACCUCCGGCUGCCUGAUGAGAAGGAGCUGGAGAACAUGGUGCGCAUCUUCUGCACGCGCUGGGGCUUCCCGCACUGCAUCGGGGCACUGGACAGCCUGCACAUCCCCAUCCACCCCCCCCUGCGCCUCACCGCCGACUACUGCAACGGCCAGGGCUGGCACUCCAUCCUCACACAGGCCACCGUGGAUGGGCUGGGACAGUUCUGGGACGUCUCCACUGCCUUUCCAGGCAGCAUGGAGAACAGCGCGGUCCUGGAGAGCUCCAGCUUGUGGGUGCUGGCCAAGGAGGGCCGGCUGUGCCCCAACCCUCCCAAGCAUUUCAUGGGGAAGGCACAGAAGUACGUGCUGCUGGGGGAUGCCACGUACCCCCUGCAAGACUGGAUCCUCAAGCCCUACCAGGAGGAUGAGAACCUCACCCAGCGCCAGCUGCAGUUCAACUACCGCCUGAAGCGGGCCCACAGCGUGAUCGAGAAUGCCUUCCUGCGCCUCAAGGCACGCUGGCAGAUCCUCCUCAAGUGUGAUGACUGCAGCCUGGAGCUGCUGCCCACCCUUGUCCUCGCCUGCUGCAUCCUGCAUAACGUCUGUGAGGCCCACGACAACCCCUUCAAUGAGGAGUGGCUGGAGGGCACCGAGCCCACCGAGCUGCCCAAGCCCUGCCAGCCUGCACCGGCUGCCAUGGAGGACAACCGGGCUGAGCAAGUGCGUGAGCUGAUGUGCCAGUACUUCGAGAGCUGUGGGGAGGGCUGAUGGACCAGGGGCAACUGCCUGCACAUCUCUGCUUGCGGACUCACUGUGGACUCUGGCAAACUGACUCGGUGCUGCACCAGGGAGGCCCAGGGUGGGGAGGGGUGGCCGUGUCAUGCUUGUGCUGGGUUUGCUGUAGAGAUUUCAGGCAGUGGAAUGUAUUUUAUGCCCAUUCUCUCUCCCAGGA